CCGCGCGGCAGUUGAAUUGCGUUUAUUUUAAGAAGUCCACGUCGUUUCCUAUAAAAGGUUAUUUCGCUGGUCCAUUGACGGUACGCGUCGUCGUGUACGUGCGUGUGUGCGCGAGAGAGUGCGUAAACCCGUUCGCGUUUCGCUUUCGCACCUUUGUGUGUCUCGUCCCCUCUUCUCAACGCUACCCCGGGACAGUCCGAGUGCCGUCGGCGAGAAUUGUUUUUCGCGUUUUUUUUUUUUUUUUUUUCUGCUUUGCCCCGAACCUCCUCCAAAAUGCCCGUGUUUCACACGAAGACCAUCGAGAGCAUAUUGGAACCCGUCGCACAGCAGGUAUCCAGAUUAGUAAUUUUACAUGAAGAUGCUGAAGAUGGAAGUGCAAUGCCGGACUUGGAAAAGCCGGUUCAAGCUGUCAGUCGUGCAGUCAUGAAUCUUAUUAAAGUGGGCAAAGAAACUAUCAACAGUAGUGAUGAUCCCAUACUUAAGCAGGAUCUUCCUUCAGCUCUUUAUCGAGUUGAAGGUGCAUCACGUUUACUUGAAGAAGCUUCAGCUAUGUUAAAACAAGAUCCAUAUAGUGGACCAGCUCGAAGAAAACUGAUAGAAGGAUCUAGAGGAAUCUUGCAAGGGACUUCAUCUCUAUUGUUAUGUUUUGAUGAAUCUGAAGUCAGAAAAAUUAUAAGAGAAUGUAAAAAAGUUUUGGAUUAUUUAGCUGUUGCCGAAGUUAUUGAAAGUAUGGAAGACUUGGUGCAGUUCCUUAAAGAUUUAAGUCCUUGUUUGAGUAAAGUUUCUCGAGAAGUUGGAGCACGUGAAAAAGAACUCACUCAUCAGGUUCAUAGAGAUAUACUUAUUCGAUGUUUGGACCAAGUGAAGACUUUAGCACCAAUACUUAUUUGUAGUAUGAAGAUAUAUAUUCAUAUUCUUUCAGAAGGAGGUAAAGGUGCUGCUGAAGCAGCUGAAAAUAGAGAUUAUCUCACUAGCCGAAUGACUGGAGAGUUAUUAGAGAUAAUAAGAGUCUUACAGUUAACAACUUAUGACGAAGAUGAAUGGGAAGCUGAUAACAUUACAGUUAUGCGAAAAGCUCUUAAUAUAAUUGAAGGAAAAGUUAAUUCUGCUCACGAUUGGUUACAAGAACCAUUAUCAAUGCCUGGUGGUUUGGGUGAAAAGUCUAUUCGUCAUUUGCUUGAACAAGCUCAUUUAAUAUCUGAUCGCUGUUCACCUAACGUGAGAGAUCCAAUACAAAAACUGUGUUCAGAAAUUAAUACUAUGACUGAUGCACUUUGUGAACUACGACAUGACGGAAAAGGUGCUACUGCUCAGGCAGAAAGCUUAUCACGUAGUAUUGAUGAAAGAAUUGGAGAGUUAGUAAAACUGGUAACGAGAGCAGUUAAUGACACAGAAAAAAGUGGUUAUGCUGCUAAAGGACAACAAGUAGCUCAUACACUUGGUGGCCAAUUGGAUCAAGCUAGACAAUGGUUAUUACAUCCAGAAAGAAAUGAUAAUGGUUUGGGUCAAAAAGCUAUUUCAUUGAUAAUUGAUGAAGCACAUAGAGUGGCUGAUGGUCUUCCUGGCGUCCAAAGAGCAGAAAUAUUAAAUCUUUGUGAUGAAGUGGAUAUCUUGUCUCGACAAUUAAGUGAUUUUUGUAGACGGGGUGAAGGAAACUCUCCUCAAGCACAACAAAUAGCUAGAAAAUUGUCUCAUAAGUUAGAAGAGUUGAAAAAAAUGAUUCAAGAUGCAGUGGUUAGUCGUGUUGUUGAAGAUUUUGUUGACAUAAAUACACCAUUAAAACAAUUUACAGAUGCAGUACAUGUGCCAAAAGGAACUCCUGGUAGAGAGGCAAACUUUGCUGAUAGAGCAACUAGAUUGUCUGAUUGGUCAAAGCGUGCUGGUCGAACUGGACGUCUUGUAGCAGCUACGGGAAGUGGUGGUAAAAAAUUAUCUGAAGCACUUAAUCAAGCAGCCAUACAACUUGAAUCUCUUGGACCUCAAUUAAUUAACGGUGGACAGAUUAGAUCGCAAUACUCUGAUAACAAAGUGGCUGGAGAGCAUUUCGAUAAUUUGUGUUCUCAAUAUGCUAAUACAGCAACACACAUUAGAAAUCUUUGUGAUGAGGCCACAGAUACAGCUACUUUCAUUCGACUUUCUGAGGAUCAAAUGCGUAAACAUGCAAAACUUUGUGAGGAUGCCAUUUCCAGGCGUGAUCCUAAUAAAAUGGUGGAGCAUACAACAGCUAUUGCUCGUUUAGGAAAUAGAGUAUAUCAAGUUGCUAAACAAGAGGCAGACAAUUCUGAAGAUCCUGUUUUUCACGCAACCCUCAACAGAGCAGCAGACAUAUUACAGGCAUCAGUUGCAAGAAUGGUUCAAGAUGCUAAGCCUGUAGCAUUAAAUACCAAUGAUGAUCAAGCUGUUAAACGUUGGCGAGAAUCUAACAACGUACUAUUGGAUGCAGUCCAUGGCGUACGCGGUGCUUUUACAGUUGUACCUGACCUGUAUGAACUUUCUAUUGAACCUGAAAUUGCUCCACCUCGUCCACCAUUACCUGGCGAGCAAGUACCUCCGCCGAGACCACCAUUACCAGCUGAAACUGAUGACGAAGAUGAAAUGUUCAAACAUGCACCAUUACCCAAUCAACCUAUUAUGGCUGCUGCUCAUGGAUUGCAUCAAGAAGUUCGACAAUGGUCUAGUAAAGACAACAAGAUUAUUGCUGCUGCUAAGAAAAUGGCACUGUUGAUGGGUCGAUUAUCACAGCUUGUUCGUGGACAGACAGGCACCAAACGUGAUCUUAUUGCUUGUGCUAAAGCAAUUGCUGAAGCUUCUGAGGAAGUAACACGUUUAGCCAAAGAAUUGGCUAGAGAGUGUACCGAUAAGAGAAUGAGAACUAACUUGUUGCAAGUUUGUGAACGUAUACCAACCAUUGGUACUCAGUUGAAAAUUUUAUCUACUGUCAAAGCAACUAUGUUGGGAGCUCAUGGCUCAGAAGAAGAUCAGGAAGCUACAGAUAUGUUGGUUGGUAAUGCACAAAACUUGAUGCAGUCUGUUAAAGAAACAGUACGAGCUGCUGAAGCUGCUUCAAUUAAAAUAAGGACCGAUACUGGUAUACGGUUAUGUUGGGUGAGACGUCAACCAUGGUAUCAUUAUUAAUCUUCCAUGCACCUCAAUACCAUGGCCAUAAACAGGUGUUCAAUAUUAUUUAAGUAUUUAUAAGUUAUAACAAAGUAAUUGAUAUUAUUCACUUUGUGCACGAUUUUAAUAAUUUAGUCUCAGAGAUCAUUUACAUGAAAAAUAAGUCUUUUAAUAUGCUGCUUUGGAGUAAAUAAAAUUAAUAAUACAAAUUUGAAA
This is a messenger RNA of Sipha flava (yellow sugarcane aphid), 3333 nucleotides long. It is a transcript of the gene Vinc, whose product is annotated as vinculin. Bases 274 to 3135 code for a protein of 953 amino acids. Gene Ontology annotation, molecular function: actin filament binding. The transcript is spliced from 10 exons. Lineage: Eukaryota; Metazoa; Arthropoda; Insecta; Hemiptera; Aphididae. The record is from RefSeq and is a predicted model, not a curated record. Gene Ontology annotation, biological process: cell adhesion.